Messenger RNA from Aspergillus ruber CBS 135680, 1030 nucleotides. Its product is annotated as centromere protein H. The transcript is spliced from 3 exons. The record is from RefSeq and is a predicted model, not a curated record. Gene Ontology annotation, cellular component: kinetochore. Gene Ontology annotation, biological process: kinetochore assembly. Bases 102 to 824 code for a protein of 240 amino acids. NCBI's taxonomy places the organism in Eukaryota, Fungi, Ascomycota, Eurotiomycetes, Eurotiales, Aspergillaceae.
CCGCAACCCAACUCUUUCAUCACACUCCGCCGCCCGCGCCGUGUCUCUCAGCCAGAUUAGUCUACAACAGGAUAUCACACGAUGUGAGCUUUGGGUCACUCAUGGCAUCCUCUACAAAUGUCCAGUAUCUACCUCAUUUAGAGGAGGGUGAAGUGUCUCUGUUGGAAUUGGCAGCCGACGAUGCACGCGAUGUUGCGCCCUUGUCGGACAAGGAGACUAUGAUCCUGCAGCUAUACCAUCGGGUUCAGGAACAGAAGCUGGAAAAGGCGCUUCUACAGCAGAAGUCCGAAAAUGUCUCCGGAGAGAAUGUCGAAGAGCAACUCGCAAUCGCGGAACAAAAACUACUCGAGGCCCGAGCGACAUAUACCGUCAGGAGGAAAGCAGUGGGAACGGUUCUUAUGACCGAACCGAGUCUGAAGGCAGUUCACCUGAAAGCCACUUCACCAGCUGAACGAGAUCUUCUCCGUCUCAUCAAUCGCCGCGAUGUCCUGUCACUCGCACAUGAGAACCUCCAUACUGCACAUAAUGCGACGCUACGGCGCCUGUCGAACCUGGAGGUGGAGAACCGCCAGAUCCAUGACAAAAAUCGGGAACUAGUGCGCCAGCUGUUGGAAUUGUCCGGUCCAGAUGGUUCGUGGAGGGACCAACUGGAAGAUCGGGAUCUCCGGGCGCAACUGGACGCGCUAGAUGCGGAGCAGCAGAAGUGCCAAGCGCGUUGGGAAGUCAUGAAGAAUGUUGCUAGCGCGGUUGUGGUUGGUAGUGGCGUGAACUGGGCAGAUGAUGGCAAGCUCAGUGCACUUGUGCUUGAUGAAUCCGAUGAUUAAUUUAUUCAUCUGUUUAUUUUGUUCACCGAUUGUUGGUUAAUUGAUGUUCAGUUGUACAUAAGAAUUUGUCAAUUAAUCAUCACUUCAUUUUAUGUACAUUUUUACACUGCAUAUAAGUAAGUACAUACGGAAGUGAUCCGGAUUUGCUGAAACAUACAUACUGUUCUCCUGAGCCUUGCCCUUGCACUGGUUCUAGAGAUGCCUGC